GUCCCUCAAACGUGAACUCCGCUGGCUGACCAUUCGUCGAGAGGUUUGCGCGAGAUUCUAGACGCGACGCCUCUUGGUUUAUAUACACAUUAUACAAACACACAUCUGCAUUUUAAAGAGGAUCACAAAUCUAAAAUGUCAGUAUAUAGAUGUGCGCCAGUGUUUGUAUGUAUGUCUAUGCGUCUAUGUCUUCUUCACCCACACACCAAAAUACCGAAAAGAAACUUGUGUGAUCGGGCCUGGGUCCAUGAGCCAACGAGAUGAGAUGUAAGACUAUAGGCCGCGGAGAUUUCUUAUUUCUGCUCUGGUAAAUCUGUCGUCCCAGUCAGUGAGGCAACGAAGAGCGAGCUGUGCACCAGUGACCGUGUCCACUUUGUUGUCGUUGACGUUUUUCCAUUUGACUUCAUUUUAACUGAUGUCAAUUUUAUCAAUCAUCAGAAAGUUGCUUUCCAAAAUCUUUCUUCUUUCAUUCGAUGAAUUGUAUACAAUAUCGAGAGUGGGAUAAAUCUGCAAAAAAAAACAGUGUUUAGAAUUUUUGUAAUUUAUGUUCUUCACGUAUAGACAAUUUUUAUUAAAUCAAUGUCGAUUGAUAAAUUUUAUGUUAAUUGACAAACUGUAGUUUUAAUUGCAGUUUCAAAUAGAAAUUUUAAUUUUAUUUUUUAUUUCUCGUUUUUCUUUCUGUGAAAAGUUUAUGACGAUGGGACAUUGUGUUUGAAGAGCGAAGAGAAGAAAAAAUUGAAUGUUUAACGAGAAUCAGAUUUAAGCAACAAGUGAAAUUUAAUUUCGAGUUGUUUAUGUAGCCGACGGGUCAACUAUUUUCUUCCCCCAUGGAUCCUAUUGUUUUAGAGAAUAAUCCAAAUAUCGGAGGACAGCAACAUCAGCAAUCGCAACAGCAACAACAACAACAAUAUGGUGAGGUGAAUCAACUGGGCGGUGUAUUCGUAAACGGUCGACCUCUGCCAAAUGCCGUUAGAAUGAGAAUUGUCGAAUUAGCUCAACUUGGAAUCAGGCCGUGUGACAUUUCGAGACAAUUGCGAGUCAGUCAUGGAUGUGUCAGUAAAAUUUUAGCUCGUUAUCAUGAAACUGGAAGUAUUUUACCGGGUGCAAUUGGCGGCAGUAAACCUCGUGUGACAACGCCAAAGGUCGUUCAAUACAUAAAGCAAUUGAAAUCCAAGGAUCCGGGAAUUUUCGCCUGGGAAAUUAGAGAUCGAUUAUUGUCCGAUGGUAUUUGUGACAAGUACAAUGUUCCCUCAGUGUCCAGUAUCUCGAGAAUAUUGAGAAAUAAGGUCGGCGCUGCCGCGGCAGUUGCGGCCGCCGCCGCUGCAGCAAUUCACCAUCAUCCGCAUCAUCAUCAUCACCAUCAUCAUCUUUACGCAGCGGCCGCCGCGGCUGGAGCUGCUCUCUGUCCUGUUCCAUAUCCCCCGACGCCUUAUCACACCGCACCGCCUUCUGUCACACAUCAUCAUCACCAUCAUCAAGUGGGCUUAACAACUGCAAGUACGGGGAGUAAACUCUCAACGCCAUCGCCACCGACGACGACAACAUCGGCAAAUUCUCUUGGACAUCAUCAGACGAAUUAUGGAGUCCAUUGGCCGAGUUCGCACUCCGUUCACGAUAUUCUCUCAUCAUCGGUUCCAUUAGUAUCGAACUCCACUGCUACAUCGUCGGCCCUCUGUUCGAUUAACCAAAAUCAUCAUUUAAACAAUAAUAAUAAUAAUAGUCAUCAUCACAAUAAUAAUAGUAGUGGUGGCAGUAGCAGUAGUAUUGCCAGUAAUAAUGACGAAUCAUCACCUUCGAAUUAUCAUUAUCAUCAACAGUAUUACGCGUCCGCACUCUAUCACCAUCAUCAUCAUCAUCGCGGUCAUUCGGGUCUCGUUCCCUCCAGUACUGUCCAACUUCAAUCAUCCAUGAAUAAUUUAAGUCAACCAGCCAGUCCCUGUAAUUAAAAUAAUGUAAAUAUUAUUUAAUUCAAGCAAAAAUUUAUUCAAUUUUCAAGAAUCAAUUAAUUAAUAAUCCUCGGAUCGACUUUAAUUUUUUAUCUUCAAUUUUCUCGAA
This is a messenger RNA of Leptopilina heterotoma, 2055 nucleotides long. RefSeq names its product paired box pox-meso protein-like. The transcript is spliced from 3 exons. Gene Ontology annotation, biological process: anatomical structure development; regulation of transcription by RNA polymerase II. The record is from RefSeq and is a predicted model, not a curated record. Bases 828 to 1946 code for a protein of 372 amino acids. NCBI's taxonomy places the organism in Eukaryota, Metazoa, Arthropoda, Insecta, Hymenoptera, Figitidae. Gene Ontology annotation, molecular function: DNA-binding transcription factor activity, RNA polymerase II-specific; RNA polymerase II cis-regulatory region sequence-specific DNA binding.